AAAAUAGUGAUUAUAACAAAUGUGUUGACAUUAGCAACAGUUGGAUAUGAAUGUUAAUGAAUGAGAUAUGCGACCAACUUCACCGUUAUUAUGUGUCACAUGUGGUGGGUCAGGAAUAUAACCUCGAAAAUAAACAGAAUUUUGAUGAGGAUGGAGGUGGCCGCUGAAAAGAACGUCAAGGUGAUCGAGGAGGGCUCGGCGAAGAUAAAGACGGCAGGAAACGUGUUUUACAAUCCGGUGCAAGAGUUCAAUCGCGAUCUGAGUGUUUUAGUUUUGCAGACGUUCAGCAAGACCUUCGAGCGGAGCAAUUUGAGUAUAUUGGAAGCGCUGUCGGCAACAGGACUGAGGAGCAUCAGAUAUGCCAAAGAGAUUGAGGCUGUCGAGAAAAUAGUGGCAAAUGACAUAAGUAUAAAAGCAGUUCAAGAUAUUAAGGUCAAUAUCGAUGAGAAUGGGGUUUCCGAUAUUGUUCAAGCGAAUCAAAGUGAUGCGACGAUGUUCAUGUAUGAGAAUCGGAGGAAACAGUUUGAUGCGAUAGACUUGGACCCGUACGGGUGUCCAUCGAUAUUCUUGGACGGAGCCGUGCAGGCGGUGAAAGAUGGUGGUUUGCUGCUGGUGACGGCCACCGAUAUGGCAGUGCUCGCAGGGAACUCGCCGGAAACUUGCUACGCGAAAUACGGAUCUGUUUCGUUGAAGACGAGGAGCUGCCACGAGAUGGCUUUGAGGAUCCUGCUGCAGAGUAUCGAGAGUCACGCGAAUCGCUACGGCAGAUACAUACAGCCUCUGCUCUCAAUAUCGGCCGAUUUUUACGUGAGGGUUUUCGUGCGCGUCUUUUCCGGAGCGCAAAAGUGCAAAUAUACGACCAGUAAAUUGUCGAUGGUGUACCAUUGCACCGGUUGCGACAGUACCAAUCUACAGCCUCUGGGUAUCCUGAAGAAGAACGACAAGAAGAAUAAUCACCAGGUGAAGUUUGCGCUUCCGACCGGCCCGUUCACGGCUUCCGUCUGUCUCAAUUGCAAACAUCCGUUGCACAUGGGAGGACCGAUUUGGUCGGCGCCUCUGCACGACAAAGAGUUCAUCAGAAAUCUAUUAGAUGGAGCCUCCGAUAAGUUAGGGACGUUCGAACGGAUAUGGGGUGUUCUGAAUGUGAUCGGCGAGGAGCUAGAGGAUUCCCCAUUGUAUUACACGUUGGAAAAGUUGGCUGGGACUUUGCACUGCGAGACGCCCCCGCUAUUGGCGAUAAGGUCUGCAAUAAUGAAUGCAGGAUAUCGGGUGUCCGCCACGCACAUGCACAAGACAUCGAUAAAGACGGACGCACCGUCGAAUGUCGUUUGGGAUAUAAUGAGAUGCUGGUGCAAAGAUCAUCCUGUGAGUGAGAAGAGACAGUUCGAGGGUUCACCUGCCAAGAACAUAUUGAGCGUCGAGCCGAAUAUCAAAGCAGAUUUCACGAUACUGCCGGACGCGAAUCCCGCGUCUCGGAAGAACGGUUACCUCAGAUUCCAGAUGAAUCCGCAGACGCAUUGGGGCCCAGGCACGCGCGCCACCGCAAUGGUCGGCGAAGAGAAGAUCAACAAGAGCAAAAGGAAUCAAGGAAAACGGAAACGGGAAGAGUCCGUCGAGUCGACCAAGUAAUUUCACAAAACAAAAAAACUGAAUCUUAACAUUAACAAAAAAAA
Molecule: messenger RNA, 1673 nt
Organism: Nicrophorus vespilloides
Lineage: Eukaryota; Metazoa; Arthropoda; Insecta; Coleoptera; Silphidae
Gene: Trm1
Product: probable tRNA (guanine(26)-N(2))-dimethyltransferase
Exons: 7
Coding region: 61-1629 (522 amino acids)
Biological process (GO): tRNA N2-guanine methylation
Cellular component (GO): nucleus
Molecular function (GO): RNA binding
Source: RefSeq, a predicted model, not a curated record